ACACCAAGCACAAGCCGAGACAGGUAUCGUUAGAUAUGGCCACAGUUGUUUUGAAGAGAACAGGGCAGAAGAUGCCAUUGAUCGGGUUUGGGCUCUGGAAGGUCACGAAGAGUGACUGCGCAGAUACCGUCUACAAUGCGAUCAAGGCCGGCUAUCGCCUUCUCGACGGCGCUGGUGACUAUGGAAAUGAGGUAGAAGCUGGGGAAGGUGUACGCAGGGCGCUGAAAGACGGGAUUGUUAAACGUGAAGAACUUUUCAUUACCUCAAAGCUCUGGGUCACCUUCCACGCCUACGAACACGCCAAAGCCUCAGCGAAGAGGCAGCUUGGGUUGUGGGGUAUCGAUUACUUCGACCUUUACUUGGUUCACUUCCCCAUUUGCUUGAAAUACGUCGACCCGGAACACCGAUACCCGCCGGGGUGGUUUGGUGACGAUGGAAAGGCUCAUCUGCAGAACACACCUUUUUCGGAGACCUGGAAGGCCAUGGAGGAGCUGGUUGACGAGGGGAAGACAAAGAAUAUCGGCGUCAGUAACAUGGGAGGAAGCCUGCUUCUAGACCUACUGCGCUAUGCUCGCUACGAGCCUCAAGUGCUCCAGAUAGAGCUGCACCCGUAUCUGACCCAGGAUGCGAUGGUCAAGCUGGCCAAGCAGCUUGGCAUAGCAAUUACGGGGUACUCCUCGUUCGGUCCGCAGAGUUAUGUCGAGUUGGGAAUAGACAAGGGACACAAGAGUCUGAUGGAGCAGGAUUAUGUGGUGAAGGCAGCGCGGGCACACAACACAAGCCCGGCACAAAUCCUGCUCCGAUGGGCCACGCAGAGGGGGAUUGCGGUAAUCCCAAAGAGCAAUUCUUUGGAGCGUAUCGUGCAUAACUUGGGUAGCAACGACUUUAACUUGACUGAUGAGGAAUUGAAGGAAAUUACUUCGUUGAACAUUGACCUGAGGUUGAAUGACCCGGCCGAGAUCGACCCUCGCCUUGCUAUUUUUGCGUAGAUCAGCGGGAGAACGACCUUUUGUACUCGGCGAAAGACGAGUGCGAGUGCCGUGUACGCGCGUCCAGCCAGGGGGCACAGUAAUAUUGUGUAUGCAGAACGUUAGCGGAACCGAGGACGUGGCUGUGUAUUUGGGGACGUGGAGGCGCAGUGAUCGGAGUUUAAAAUCGUGGGGGUAUAUAGAGAUGAGCUCAGAGUGUACCUUCUUUCGUUACCUACCAGACAUCAUGU
Stereum hirsutum FP-91666 SS1 is the source of this 1219-nucleotide messenger RNA. Its product is annotated as Aldo/keto reductase. The transcript has 12 exons. Gene Ontology annotation, cellular component: cytosol. The record is from RefSeq and is a predicted model, not a curated record. Lineage: Eukaryota; Fungi; Basidiomycota; Agaricomycetes; Russulales; Stereaceae. Bases 36 to 989 code for a protein of 317 amino acids. Gene Ontology annotation, molecular function: aldose reductase (NADPH) activity.